AUGCUGAGGUCAAUCAACAGGCUCGCAAAACCGCGGGUCUUAGUUACGAAGGAUGGGCUUACACGGACCAGCUUAGCAAAAAGCUAUUCAACCGAGACACCACAGGAAACACAUUCGAUUUCACCAGAUGAGGAGACACUUCAAGAGGCACUUGAGCAAGUGCGAAUGUUCUUGGCAGUCGUGGAAGAACGAGAGAAGUCGGCAGCUGAGAAAGUGCGGAUUAGAUCAGCUGUUGAAAAAGCAAGACUACAAAGGAAAGCAAUUGAAGCAAACAAAGCUACCAAAGUGACAGCCCUCAAGACGACUGCCGUCAAAGGAGUCGUCAUUACAAGAGCUGCUGCCAAAGCCAUUGCCACCAAAGGCGUUACCACCAGAAACAUCCCUAUCAGAAGUGUUCCCAUCAAACCAACCACCACACUGAAAGAUGCUGCUAUAAAGAGCGCCCCUACCAAAGCUGCCAUUGCGAAGGAUAUCACUGAAAAGAAUGUUAUUGCGAAAAACACUACUGCAAAAGAUACUGCAGUAAAGAAUUCCACUAUAAAAGCCACUGUUGCGGAGGAUGCCAUGACAAAGAUUAUCAUUGAGGAGGAUAUUCCUAUGAAAAAUGACACCAAGAAGACUGCCGUUUCGAAGGAUAAGUCUGCAAAGAAAGUCAUUACGAAAGACGCUGUUAUGAAAAAGGCUGCGGCCAACAUUGCCUCCGCCAAAGACGUUACUGCGAAAGAUACCACUACCGCCGCAGAUGAUACCACAGCUGCAAAGGUCGGAUCUUCUUCGCCUUUCAGGAGUUCUAGACCUAUUGGAGUGGUCAACAAACUCACUCCCAACAGGAUCAGGCAACAAGCACAUACAAAGUCAAAAAUAUCGCGGAAAAGGUCACGAAAUGGAAAACCGUCGUUGAAUGGACCUCCAUCGGAACCGCCAUUACUGUCGGAGCUGCCAGAGCUGACAUUUCAGCCAGGCCCAUCAGCAGCUGAGGAAGAACUAGGAGAAGAAGAACCGACAAGAAAACCAUUGCCAAAACAAAAGCCGUUGGCAGAAGAUAACUACUGGCGACUGAGAAAAGAAAACCACUCUGAAGAACAUCUCAAAAACUUGCAAAAACUGAAAAGUAUGUCAAAGGAAAAGAGGAACGAACACGUUAAGGAGACGUAUGGAUGGUCAUUAGAAGUCCCAUACUCGAGGGAGCUAUACUAUACCUCCAAGAAUCGUAGAAUGAAUCCCAUACUACACAAACGAUUUGUUGCACUCCAACAACUUCGUUUGAUCAUGGGUUACAGUACCGAGACAAGUUUUAAGGAGGACUGGCUGGAAGACCUGCCUCACCGAUUGAGGAAGACUAGCAUGAGGGAUGUGAGGCUCAUUUGCAUUGACACUGACAGGGUACGAAGACUACCAUAUACACUCAAAGACGAGAUCAAGAGACGCGUCACGUCUUUUCAUCUUGGCGUAUCAAUCCUCGAUACCAGGGACAUUCGGGAUGUCGUCUUGCGCUCAAUCAACUUACCAAACCCGGCGGAUCUUAUCAAGACAUAUGAAUUCGCGGUUCAAACCGAAGUCUCUGAACCAGACAAUUUUAUGUUCGGGAAGACACAGGCGAUAUCUCUGGACGGCAUCAAGAAGAAAUUCGUUGAGUGGCAGCACGACCGAACUGUGAUUGGCGUCGCAUACUCAGCUCGUAACGACUAUGUCAUCUUACGAGACUUUGGUGUCUUUCUUGACCAUAUUUACUGGCUCGACCUUUGCCAGGCGACAUAUCUCAUCGUUCAACAGCCCCAGGCACUUUCCCUCCGCAUACUGCUAGAAAUAUUGGGCAUCCGGUACUCCAAGUUACACUCAGCUGGUAACGAUGCUCAUUUUACACUGCGAGCUUUGUUGGGGUUGGCAGUUCUUGAUGUGACAAACGAGUUGCAGCAUGGCGCAUGUCUUCAGCCCUGGUACCAACUGGCCGCGAGAAUCGCAAAGGCUCCGCUGCCACUAACAGAACUAGAGGAACUGAGACAAAAGGAAAGAAGACUGGCCGAAGUGAAAUCAGCCACAAUCAAUUGGAGCAGAAAAGCGCAGUUGAGCAACACCCCGUUGCCGUACCCUGGUCAGGAUUGA
Fusarium poae is the source of this 2103-nucleotide messenger RNA. RefSeq lists its product as uncharacterized. Gene Ontology annotation, cellular component: nucleus. The record is from RefSeq and is a predicted model, not a curated record. Bases 1 to 2103 code for a protein of 700 amino acids. The transcript has a single exon. NCBI's taxonomy places the organism in Eukaryota, Fungi, Ascomycota, Sordariomycetes, Hypocreales, Nectriaceae.